Molecule: messenger RNA, 2837 nt
Organism: Owenia fusiformis
Lineage: Eukaryota; Metazoa; Annelida; Polychaeta; Sabellida; Oweniidae
Source: the annotation of a GenBank genome assembly
GCCGGAAGUUCCGUUUGGCAACGAUCUCACCGGGAAAACCUCUCUUAUUUUUCACUUUAUGGCAAGAAGCACUGCUCGGUUGGGUCUUAAACUUUUAUAUUCUGGUUGUCCAAUAUAUAAAGCAUCAUCUCGACAAAUAAGAACUCUCAUAAGUACAAGUUCUAACCGAAAUUAUUUGUUAAACUUUCGCUCAAAAUAUUGUCAAUCAAUCAAUAAUAUUGGAUUUGAAAUUUCAAAGAGAAACAUGGCAACUUCAAAGGGAAAUUACAUGAAGUUCACAUUGACUGUUGAUGACAUCAAGACAAGAGCUGAUGAACUGAUUGCCAAGUCUAAGGCUGUCUAUGAUGCAGUUGGAGAACUUAAAGAAACUGAUGUCACAUACGACAAUGUUUUGAAAGCUAUAGCAGAUGAUGAAGUUGAGUCUUCAGUUGCCAGAAAUAUUUUGGAUUUCCCACAACAUGUGUCUGCUGAUAAAGAUCUCAGAGAAGCCAGCUGUGAUGCUGAUAAAAAACUCUCAGACUUUGAUGUUGAAAUGAGUAUGAGGGAAGAUGUCUUUAACAAUCUGGUUGCCCUUCAGAAGAAACUUGAAGGAAGCGGUGAUCUGAAAGCAGAGGCAAAGCGAUAUCUUGAAAAACAAAUCAAACUUGGAAAAAGGAAUGGCCUCCAUUUGUCCAAGGAGAUCCAGGGUAAGAUAAAAGACAUCAAAAAGAGGAUGAGUGAGUUGUCUAUUGACUUCAGUAAGAAUUGCAAUGAAGAGAACACAAUACUCGAGUUUGCUGAGGAAGAUCUUGCUGGUGUCUCUGAAGAUUUUAUUAAGUCUCUUGAAAAGGCAGAUUCUGGUAAGCUGAAAAUAAGCCUGAAAUAUCCACAUUACUUCCCUGUCAUGAAGAAGUGCAGAGUUCAGUCCACAAGGGCAACUUUAGAAAAGGCUUUCAAUCAGAGAUGUAUGAAAGAAAACACUCCAAUCUUAGAGGAGCUGGUGGAACUCAGGCAAAAGAAAGCAGACCUACUGGGAUACCCUACCCAUGCAGCAUUUGUGUUGGACCUGAGAAUGGCUAAGACCCCAGAAGCAGUGCAGACAUUUCUCACUGACCUUUCAAAGAAACUUCAACCACUCAAGGAAGAGGAGAUGAAAAUAUUCCUUGAGUAUAAAAAAGAAGAGUGUGAGAAGUAUGGCUAUCCAUUUGACGGCACCUUCAAGAUGUAUGACUAUAGAUAUUAUCAAACCAUGGUUGAGGAGAAAAAGUUUGCAGUUGACCAAAAUAAACUGAAGGAAUAUUUCCCAAUGGAGAAAGUUACAAUGGGGCUGCUAGAGAUUUACCAGGAGUUGCUUGGAUUGAAGUAUGAACAGAUUGAGAAUCCUGAGGUCUGGCACCCUGAUGUAACACUGUAUAAUGUGAAAGAUGCAGCUAGUGGGGAGUUACUGGGCUACUUCUAUUUAGACCUGUACCCAAGAGAUGGCAAAUAUGGUCAUGCAGCUUGCUUUGGCCUCCAGCCUGGUUGCCUGCAGAAGGAUGGGAGCAGGCAGGUCUCAGUUGCUGCUAUGGUUGCCAACUUCACCAAACCCACAGCAGACGCCCCCUCCCUCUUGCAGCAUGAUGAGGUAGAAACAUUCUUCCAUGAGUUUGGCCAUGUGAUGCACCAGAUCUGCGCCAAGGCUGACUUUGCAAUGUUCAGUGGGACAAGCGUGGAGAGAGAUUUCGUAGAGGCCCCUUCCCAGAUGUUGGAAAAUUGGUGCUGGGAGAAGGAGCCUCUUAGUAGAAUGUCUGGGCACUACAAAGAUGGUUCUGCUAUUCCCGAUGAUCUCCUUCAAGCGCUAAUUAACUCACGUAAAGCUAACGCUGGCGUCUUCAAUCUCAGGCAAAUCCUCCUUGGAACAUUUGAUCAAUUCAUUCAUACACAACCAAAAGCAGAUACAGCUAAAGAGUUCAACCGUCUUUCAGAGGAAAUCCUCGGCAUCACCCAGACCCCUGAAACUAACAUGCCAGCAUCUUUUGGGCAUUUAGCUGGUGGUUAUGAUGCCCAGUAUUAUGGCUACCUGUGGAGUGAGGUGUUCUGCAUGGACAUGUUCUACUCUCGCUUCAAGCAGGAGGGGAUUAUGAGCCCCAAGGUGGGCAUGGACUACAGGAACUUCAUACUCGGACCUGGAGGCUCUAUCGAUGCUGCUGAUAUGCUGCGUAACUUCUUAGGACGUGAUCCAAAACCAGAACCAUUCCUGAUAAGCAAGGGAUUGAAAGUAUAAAUAAAUGGGCCUAAUCAACACUCUAAGGACUAAUAAGUAUAUACUACAACAUGCUCGACAAUAUUCACUUCAAUCUCUUUAGUGACUGCACAUGGACAUUGGAUGGCACUCUCCUCUCUGAUUAAAUUGUGCUCUUUCAUUUCACUGGACAUUUCACCUGAUUUCUGUCUGUAGACCAGGAGUCUUUUACAUGCUUAUUAUUGUAAAAAAACAUAGUUUUAUAUGUUGUUCUUUUGAUUUUAGCUUUAAAAUAAUAGCCUUACUGGUAAAGUUGCAUUGAAUUGAAGGAAAGGAAACACUACAGUGGUACAAAAUGUAUCAUUAUGAAUUAUCUUCUCAGAGAAUUGCCAUUAAACAUGGAGUUGUACUAUCUGAUAAAUAAUGUGUAUCAUCAAUCUUCUGAAUGAAGAGCAUAGCAAACCACCAAACCAGACACCACCAGCUCAGGAGUACAACAUACCUGCUCUGAAUAAUUGCCAAAAAUAAUUCUUGAAACAUGUUCGUAUUUUGAACCCUUGGCCUUUAUUAUGUAAACAUUCACACCAGAUUUUAAUUGUAACAAAAAUAGGCUCUAGUUUGAUAUUUUGGUCAAAUA